Molecule: messenger RNA, 461 nt
Organism: Nicotiana tabacum (common tobacco)
Lineage: Eukaryota; Viridiplantae; Streptophyta; Magnoliopsida; Solanales; Solanaceae
Source: RefSeq, a predicted model, not a curated record
GCAUUGAGGUUACUGUUUUCCCUGAUGGUGUUCUUUUAAAUCAAAAGAAAUUUGUUUCUGAUAUGCUAAAAGAGUUUGAUUGUUUGGGGGUCACUUCUGUUUCUAGUCCUCUAGAACUCACCCCAAAGCUAAAGGCUACUGAAGGUGAGGUUUUGUCAUCUCCUGAGAAGUAUAGGAGACUUAUUGGCAAGCUACUCUUUUUAACUCACACUCGACCUGACAUAUGCUUUGGGGUUCAACAUUUGAGCCAAUUCUUGCACACUCCCAGGAUACCUCAUAUGGUUGCUGCUCUCCACUUGCUCUGCUAUCUUAAAGGCACACUUGUUUUUGGUUUAUUUUACUCUAACAAUCUUGAUUUCUCUGUGAAGGCUUAUAAUGAUAGUGAUUGGGCUGCUUGCCCCUACACUCGCAAAUCUGUCUCGGGCUAUUGUUUAUUCUUGGGCGACAGUCUUGUUUGCUAG